Paraphaeosphaeria sporulosa is the source of this 479-nucleotide messenger RNA. RefSeq lists its product as uncharacterized. NCBI's taxonomy places the organism in Eukaryota, Fungi, Ascomycota, Dothideomycetes, Pleosporales, Didymosphaeriaceae. The record is from RefSeq and is a predicted model, not a curated record. The transcript has 2 exons. The coding region runs from base 85 to 369 and encodes 94 amino acids.
CCUACACGUAGAUAUCGAACGCAGUAUAUUAAUCUAGCCUACCUGGGCCUCAGACAUCUUGCUCGUUGCUCUCGUGACAGGGAGAUGCUAUUGUCUCAGCAAGCUACUGGCGCGCAAUUCGAUUAUCAGACCUUCAAGUCAGAGAUACAAGAUGCAGACCUCACACCCUCUCAACUUGCACCGCUAAACCAACGCGUGGCUUCUCUAGAGAGCUUCAUGCCGCGAAUGGAGAAUAGAGCGAAAGGCAGAAAGCUUCGGGUCUCUAAGGGCACAUUAUGGGAAAAUAAGCCCGGCUUGCUCACGAUCGUCGAUCUCUCUUGCCCAUAUAUCUCGCCUGAACAGCUUACUCGUUGUUUAAUAUUUGUUUAAGUCUAUUCCUCGAGCAAGGCAUAGAUUGUGGUCGGGUUAUAGCUCUAGACGAGGCCCAUAAAGUAAGUGAAACAACUCCAUGCUAGCUAAAAUUAAAUCACUAUAACACU